This is a messenger RNA of Sinocyclocheilus grahami, 3969 nucleotides long. It is a transcript of the gene bin1a, whose product is annotated as bridging integrator 1a. The record is from RefSeq and is a predicted model, not a curated record. Gene Ontology annotation, cellular component: synaptic vesicle; plasma membrane; cytoplasm. The coding region runs from base 174 to 1514 and encodes 446 amino acids. Gene Ontology annotation, molecular function: phospholipid binding; tau protein binding. The transcript is spliced from 16 exons. NCBI's taxonomy places the organism in Eukaryota, Metazoa, Chordata, Actinopteri, Cypriniformes, Cyprinidae.
UAUCGUGUGCGCUUGUGCAGGUUUAUUCUAUUCCAGGGGCGAGUGAGUGUUAUUAUAAGGCCUAGAAUUUAAUGCACCUGCAUUGAGCGAAAUACUACUUAUUGUACUGAAUUAUAUAUUGUAACAAAUGCUCAUUUGACGCGUUACUGGCAAAUAACACAAUCCGGAUAAAAAUGGCUGAAUUACCGAUGGGGAAAGGGGUCUCCGCAGGAAAAAUAGCAAGCAAUGUACAGAAAAAAAUUACCAGGGCUCAGGAAAAGGUUCUUCAAAAGCUUGGCAAGGCAGACGAGACUAAAGAUCUGGCAUUUGAAGAGGGUGUGAUCAACUUCAACAAACAGCUGGUUGAGGGUACCAAACUGCAGAAAGACCUGCGGGCCUAUUUGUCUGCUGUGAAAGCCAUGCAUGAGUCUUCUAAACAUCUGUACGAGUGCCUGGAUGACAUGUAUGAGCCUGACUGGUAUGGCAGAAAGGAUGUGGACUCUCUCUUUGAGGAUUCAGACAUCCUUUGGACAGACUUCCAUCAGAAACUUGUGGACCAUGCGCUUAUAUCCAUGGACACUUACCUGGGCCAGUUUCCUGACAUCAAAGUCCGUAUUGCAAAGCGUGACAGGAAGCUGGUGGACUAUGACAGUGCACGACACAACUAUGCUGCGGUAAACAAAGGCAAGAAAAAGGAGGGGAUCAAGAUCACCAAGCCAGCUUCCCUGCUGGAGAGGGCCGCCCCAGGCUGGGCACAGGGGAUCCUGUCUGCCCAUAACGUGGCUCAAACCAACCUCACCAGGAGUCAGGCAGAGGAAGAGCUGGAGAGGGCGCAGAAAGUGUUUGAGGAGAUUAAUAUAGAUUUGCAAGAGGAACUGCCAUCUCUGUGGAACAGUCGUGUUGGCUUUUAUGUGAAUACAUUCCAGAGUAUGGCUGGUCUGGAGGAGAAGUUUCACAAAGAAAUGGGAAAAAUUAAUCAGAAUCUGAAUGAUACGCUGGAGAAAUUAGAAAAUCAAGAUGUGUCCAGAAAAACAGGUAGCCAAGAGGUGAGGACAUCAACAGCCCAGAAGAGUGACCGAACACAAGAUGCCAAUCACACGUUGAGCCCAGGAGGACCUCCAGCCAUUCCCAAAUCUCCAUCCAAGUUAAAGCCAGCGGUUCCUCCACCUCCUAAAGUUACUCCAUCAAAGGAUAUGAAGCAGGAGAACAUUAUCAAUCUGUUUGGUGAGGCUGCCACUCCAAACAUCAGUGUCACUUCGCCAACACAGACUGCACAGGAAUGCACUGAGAGCACAGAGAGUGUAGAGAUGCCAGAAUCCUUCCUAUUUAAAGUGAAAACAGUGCAUGACUACAAUGCUACUGACUCCGAUGAGUUAGAGUUGAAGGCAGGAGAUGUGGUGCUGGUAGUGAGCUAUGGAAACCCAGAAGAGCAGGAUGAAGGGUGGCUGAUGGGAGUCAGAGAGUCCGACUGGAGUCAGAAUAAAGAUCUUGGGAAAAAAGGAGUCUUUCCUGAAAACUUCACCCAGAGGAUGUGAGAGCCUGUGAUCCGCUUGAUCUGUUGUUAACCCUUCUAUAUAACUCCUUAUUGCUUCCCUUAAUAAAGCAGACAAGAAACACUGUACUAGACCAACACAUGCACAGCCACAGGCAAGCUGCUGGUUAUGUUUGUGAAAGUUGUUGACAGGUCAGUAUUUGCAUUGUUUUGGGUGUCCUCACUGUGACUCAUAUUUGUCAUGGUGCAAGUAUAAGAAGAUUGGAUCAACCUUUGACAAAAUAAAUGAUAUUCUGUUAACUAGUAACAUACCCAGAGUAAGUCCUUGCUAUAAAUGUUUUUAGACUAGCUACUCUUAACCAUGUCCCGUUUUGUGUGGAAAUGUUUUAAAGUCAUAUCCCAAAUGAGCUCACAAGUCUCUAUAGUCUAAUAGUGAGCACUACUUGAGCUGCAUGAUCUAUAUAGUUAUGUCACAGUCGGAAGCAAACAGUAUUUCUUUUUUUAAAAAAGUGAAUAAUAUUCCUCUCUCAAUGCUGGAAUACACUACAUGACUUUUAAAAUCUGAACAGAUUUUAAAACACUAGGCAUUAUGCACUUGCAGACUUUGUGAAUGGUUACAGAGGAAAAACUGGGCAUCAAACACUGAAUGACUGAGAAUCACACACUGUCAGACUUUCAAGUUGUUCCAAAGACAACAAACUCAUUGUUUCUAGGAGACGCAUGACAAAUGAAAACAAUCCAUGUUCUAAAAUCUGCUCAAAAUAUCAAACGUUUAAUAUCCUCUAAAUGGAUGGAAUCACAGGCUGAAUCUAAAACAACAGAGUAUGUGCCCAUUAUACUCUAUUCGAUUUUCUGUAAAAUCUGUCAGCUCCUACUACCCGAAAUCUGCAGACUGGCUCUGACUUUCAGCAACUAGUGCCGACUCCUCCAAAUCGGGGCAAGAAUCUGUACAACAGUUGUGUAGAGUAUUCCAGCCUUCAGUUACAUAAUCCUACAGUUUUAACAGCUGAGCGCUCCUUCAUGCAAACGGAGUUUGACUGCUCAGAGUCAAACAUCUACCAGCACCAUUUCUGCAUGUUUAAAUCAGGAACAAACGAAAAAGUUCAAAAUCGUUAAAGGAGUAUUUAAUGCUUCUCAUUAACAAACAAAAAACAUAUGCACUCGUCCCAUAUGCAGUUUUUGUUGACACUAAUGAGGCUGACAUUUUUAACCCCAGACUUGCUCAGGUUAUAUUUAUAUGAACCUGUGUGCUGUCUUUCACCCUUAGCUUUACACAGUAUUACUGUCUACCAAUUUGUUUUCUUUCUUUUUGAUGAAGCCAUUUCAGAUUUUAAUAUGUAAUUAAUAUUGUAAUUCACUGUGUAAAUGGAGUCAUGUACACGUACUUGUCUCGGCCAUUAAGUAAAAUACAGUUUUACUCAGUGAAGGAGAAUUUCUGUCCUUCUUAAUUAACAUGAAAUGCAAUAAUCUCUGCACAGAUUUUUAUUUCUUUAUGAACUGUAUUCAUAGACAUGUCGGAAAUAUUGGAUAUUGGCAUUUUGUGAUUUGAAAGUGGAUAUUAACGCUCGCUUGUGUGCGUUUUAAUCCAGUACAACAUUCAAAAGUGAUUCAGAAUAUGCAUUAUACGAAUUCAGUCCUCUUACAUUGUAAUUAUAGUUUUAUUUUUGUACAUUGUGAGACAAAUGAGAGUUAAAAUGAUUCUAUCUAUGUGCCAUGAACACUGGCUUUUAACUGGGGUCUUUCUCAGUGAUGUAUAGCUACUCUUGUCUUUUCAUGUUUGGAUCAAAACGGACCAUCAUAGCAGCAAGAGCAAAGCAGGUUUAGUGAGGAUAUGAGCUUUUAUAAGCACUGAACUCACACUGAUAUUGAUUCCCCAGUCAUCUGUUGUGCUGAAUGAGAACUUCACUUGCUUUUUGUUUGGUUUGCUUGCUACCCCUGAUCUCUCGCUAACUAGACAUGUCAUGUGACCCAAGCUUGGAGGGAGUUCUUGCCACGCUUCACCAGUUUUGAAGCAAGUGUGUGUGUUUGCGUGCUUGGUUUUUGUAUCCUGUACUGAGAAAUCAAUGUGAUCUGUAUAGAGACUGAUCACUGAGUUAUUUAAGCUGCCAAUGCAUCUUUAAUGACCUCUCGCGCAAGCUCUUAAUUAAAUCGGAAGUCCUCGUGGGUGGACAAACGCUUCCUCUUCAUGUAUUUGAGCGCAGUUACGAUAUUUGCUUGUGUUGUUGCAUUUGUAGCCGUGAUCAUUGUGUAGUUUUGUUGAGUUUUGUCACUAACAAUACAAAUUCUCUGAGCAUAUCUAUACCUGUAAUUAGUGGGAAUGUGAAAGGUGCAUGCUUAAAUCCAUGAGCAGUGUGUCUGUGUAGUGACUUGAUGUUUUCUUGCUGAGGUGGCCUGGGAGACCAGGGCCACUUUACGCUAAUAUAAGCCAUGAGUGUAGUCAUUCUACAGUCCUGUAUCCUGCUGACUCACCAAUGCUAAUAAAGUCCUGUCAUAUUUCA